Molecule: messenger RNA, 1433 nt
Organism: Oncorhynchus keta (chum salmon)
Lineage: Eukaryota; Metazoa; Chordata; Actinopteri; Salmoniformes; Salmonidae
Product: gap junction beta-2 protein-like
Exons: 2
Coding region: 337-1149 (270 amino acids)
Biological process (GO): cell communication
Cellular component (GO): connexin complex
Source: RefSeq, a predicted model, not a curated record
GUAGAUUCUGGUAGUCAUAAAAAUACAUAGGCCUCCUGAACAUGUCCCGGUAUUCCGAUUAGCGAGUGGAGUUGAUGAGUGCUCUUAUGCUUGGUCUCGCCCCAAGCGGGUGGAUCCUCAAGAGGAGAAGAUUAUAAAAACUCUGCUGCAUCGCUCCGGAGCUCACACACGCAGCUUUCUCAGUUGGACUUGCUUCCAAACAAAUCACACUUUACUCUUCUACGUUUGGAGUUACUUGACAAGACGGCGUUAAAGAUAACCGAAACUUGAAGUUGAUGGAAGUUUGCUGAUAUUCCAGGAAAGUUGGAUGUGGUCUCAGACAAAGUUGUCUUAGAGAUGAGUUGGGGGGCUCUGUACACCCAGCUGGGCGGGGUGAACAAACACUCCACCAGCCUGGGGAAGAUCUGGCUGUCUGUCCUCUUCAUCUUCCGUAUCACCAUCCUGGUACUGGCUGCAGAGAGCGUGUGGGGAGACGAGCAGGCUGACUUCACCUGCAACACCCAGCAGCCUGGCUGUAAGAACGUCUGCUACGACCACUUCUUCCCAGUGUCACACAUCCGCCUCUGGUGCCUACAGCUGAUCUUCGUGUCAACACCGGCCCUGCUGGUGGCCAUGCAUGUGGCUUACAGGAAGAGUGGGGACAAGCGGCACAUCAUCGCGGCCUCACGAAGCGGUGGUGAUGACAAGACCAGGCAGGUGGACCUGGAGACUCUAAAGAGGCGGCGUCUGUCCAUCACUGGGCCUCUGUGGUGGACGUACACCUGCAGCCUGUUCUUCCGCCUCAUCUUUGAGGCUGGCUUCAUGUACGCACUCUACUUUGUCUACGACGGCUUCCAGAUGCCUCGUCUGGUGAAGUGUGAGCAAUGGCCCUGCCCCAACAAGGUGGACUGCUUCAUUUCACGACCUACAGAGAAGACCAUAUUCACCAUCUUCAUGGUGGUCUCCUCUGCCAUCUGCAUGGUGCUCAAUGUGGCCGAGCUGGCCUACCUCAUCGCCAAGGCCCUGAUGAGGUGCUCCACCAGGAUUUCCAAGAGCCGUACCUAUGCUCACCCUGAUCAUGUGACCCCGGACAAGUCUCUACUACAGAAUAAAAAGAAUCAGAUGCUGCUGUCGUCUGUUACGGAUUCCUCCAGCAACAAGACUGUGUGAGGACAGCCCAGUGCCUGUUCUUUUCCAUUAGAGACUACACAUAACUAGGGAGUAGAAAUCUAUCAGUGUUUUGUUACCAUGAGAUGAGACCAUACUUGUAUCCUAGAUGCCUGUAGCAGCUGAGGACCGGCCUAACCCGGAGUCUGCUCAUGUAGAGGAUAUUUCUCUCUCAGUGCCCUAAACUACUUUUUGAGUUUUAAAAGUUAAGUACUAGAAUUUAAUGUAUUAUUGUUAUUGAUAUCAAUUUAAGGUGCUUGUAUGUUUGAGCUGUAUGUCUGUUUAGG